AUCCAGUUUUUAUCUACACUAUGAGUCCUACCUAUGAGCAGAGUAUGAGCUCACCCGGAGGGUAUCAGUUGGUGAGGUUCCCUCGUAAGUCUAGUCCGAAUUCGAAAACGUUCAGAUCACGAUUAAUCGGAGUCUGUCUUUUUUCCGAUUCGCCUAAGUGAUUACAUGCUUCUUUUUGGUAUUUUCACCGAGUGAUGUUGUUUCUUUACAUCCUCGUUCAGAUCGUUAGCGGUAACAUCUAAGAGUUUUUCUCUACACUGGAAUUCAAAGGUCGAAUGGCUCAUAGAUGUGCAACUCCCGUGUUUUUCAGUCCGAGUGUGUGUUUUGUGAGACUAAGUCCGAUAUGAGUCCCAGCAUACAUUGUUUUCUAUUUCUAUUCUUUUUCUUCUAUUUUUCUCCGAAAGACACUGUUUCUUUACAUGGCUUUAAUAACAAAAGACGAAAACAAAAAAUUUGUAUGUAACUCUGUACAUAAAUAACCUUCUCGCAAUGGCACCUCUAUUCUGAGAAAUGCUUCCUUAACGACUGCAUAAUGUCUGUUGACAUAAAAGGUAUUUUUAUAUAAUAUUCGUCACAAAUACCGAUAGAGAGUAAACAUCAUGUAACGAAAAUAUUUCCUCCACUUGAGACAGUUUGUUUUGUUCAUAGUCAAUAAUGGAUAUGAGUCAUUAAGUUUUGUUAAAAUAUGAAAUCAAAUUUCGACAAUAUACGGUGAAUAAAAACAAAAAUUAUAAAAUUGCUUUGAAUUGAAAACGAGUCAUGAGGGCUCGUACCGCAUGCUUUACUUUCGUUGUUCUGUUUCAGUACAAUUAUUUACUUGACUCAGCUCAAGAAAACUUAAGGGAACCACUAAACAAGCUGCAAGAUUGAAUUUUCAAUUUUCACGAAUUAAUGAGAAAAUGUGUGUGAAAGCAAGUUCCAGUUUCAUACGUCUACAAAUACAAACUUAUAACUGCAGAGCAAGUACUAGUCUAUGUCAUAUUGAAGUAUUAUCCAGCAAAUUUCGCUUCUAGUGGUAAUACAUAACGUCAAUUUUCUUAAAAUGUAUUGUUGGCCCUUUGUUUUAUAUAUUCUUAUCAUCGGAUUUAUUUCCUGUAUUACAGCUGUUAAAUUUGAUCCUAAAAUCGAUGAUUAUAAUGCGUAUGGUUUGAAAUUAGCUGCUAAUGAAGUGUUACUAGUUGAAGCACAAAAUGAUUAUCAAGUAUUUCUCGUUCAAUUUGCUCCAUACAAUACCAGUGAAACAUCUCGUUCGUUAUGCUAUAUUGCUUUUAAUGACUCAUCUAACUAUAUUUACAACGUCGGUAUAGGUAAAAAGCAAACUGCUAAUCAACAAUACUUUUUUUUCGUUGGUGAAACAAUUGGACUCAAUCAAGAUGAUGAAUUAAACCGAACAUUUAUUGGAAUGUUAAACUAUACAGGGAAUCCUGAUCUAACUGCUUCGUUUUCAUGUGAUCAUUUUGAUUAUGAUAUCAAAUUUGUAGUGACUGCUUUUCAUGAAGAAUACUACGUGGUGGGAGUAGAACCACAGGGGACAACUGCUUAUGGAUUUACCAAUCAGAUGAUUCUUAUCUAUGAUAUUCACCGUAAUCUGAUCACUCUGGAAGGAAAAUUAGUAUGGCCUAAUGAUACGUUUGUACCUCAUGCCGUUGACUUUCAUCAAAAUUUUGCCGUAAUAGCAGGAUUAAUAGAGACUGAUCGAAAUUUACGAGCUAAGUUUAGACCAAUGAUAAUUUUACUUCAUUAUAAUUCGACAGGAGUUUCCGUUAUAAGUAAUUGGUCGUACACAAUAGACAGUAUUUUGCAGGAAGGACAGACGUUUAACGGGGCGAAAUAUUACUCACCAAAAUACGAUAUGUCGGUAGCUAUUAAUGAUGAUGGACAAGUACUAGUAGGAAUACAAUCACUGGAUACGGUGCUGCUAUUUUCGGUUAACGUUUCUAAUCCGACAAUGCUGACUCUUAUCACUCUUGCAGAUAAUGGGAGAUAUAUCGGUUAUGGGAAAGCCGUGGCUUGGAUGGAAAACGGCAAUUCAUCAGCUAUUUUAGCCAAUACCUAUUCUAUGAGUUAUCAACUGGUUUCACCUUCCAAGAUCUAUUUGUAUAAUAAUGGUUUUAUAAAUUCAUUUGAUCCCACUUUUAUUCUUCCAAAUAGUCAACAGACACUGUCAGAUAUGGCAUCGACAUUAAUCACUAUUGUUUCCACACCAUCUGCUCUCGCCAUCCUCGAUAUUAAUGGUAAUGUGUUUGUCAUUCUUCCAAGUCGACCUGGUUAUUACUCAUCGACGGCCGGUGGAUAUGAAGACACAGAAAUAGAAUUUUCUUCAGAAAUGCCGUGUAUAGCUGGAACAUACAAAGAUGUAACCAGUAUUCAUCCUUGCUCGUUAUGUCCAAAAGGAUUCAAGAAUCCUGGUAAUUCUGGAAACAUUUGUACACCAUGUAAUUUAGGAACAUUUUGUUCAUUGGGAGCAUCUAAUGAUGUCGAUUUAACGGUUCUGCAAAAUGUUGUUCAAAUUCGACCAUUUCCAAAAUCACCAGAGAACACGAUAUUCGAUGAUAUUCUACUGCGAUACAUAUUCGGCAUUGGUCAAUCAGGCCAUUGUACAGCGGUAUCACCCAUCUUUUGGGCACUGAUCAUUGGUGUACUUGCAGUAAUUGUCAUGGUCGGGAUGGUUGCAUUGAAGUACUGUAUAAAACACCCUAAAGCUAAGUAUACACGACAAAUGUUAAGAACAAUCUUUAAACAGAUGGAUCUCAUUGGCAAAGGUGAACUAUGGAUUGGAGGACUUGUAAGCUUCUCCCUCAUGGCACUUCUUUGCUUUGCAUAUGCGUUUAGUAGUGCCUAUUAUAAUCAAUAUCCUAUCGAGAAAGUAGGUCCUUCCUAUUUUGCCUGUGAUACUGCUAUUAGAAAUGCAAAAUUUGCAUCAAAUAUACGAUCGUUAGCUAUUUCAUCCUUAGACGAAGAACAUGAAAUGUUUAAUAUGUUGGACGAGCAAGAGUUUACAUUAAAUGUUGAUUUUGUGAAUACAGUCUUCUCAUGUGAUAAAGUAACAGUACAAUAUUUAUUAAGUACUUUUUGGAAACCACUCGCCCUGAGUUAUUGUUCACAUUCAAACUUUACUUUGUCUGUUUCCGUCGUACUACCCGAUAAAAUGAUUACUCUUCAAUUUACAUUAUCCGAUGUUCAAAACAUUGGUGGAUUACGAAUAGGUUUGUCGGGCCCUGCCUCCAAACAGGAACAGUAUACGUUGGACGAAUUAAAUUUUUAUCAAUCGUUUAAGAAAGAUGGUCGAAUGUUGUCUCAAAAUUCCAAAGUAAACAUGCAAUUGACAAGAAUCAUCAAUGAAACAGCGGCGUUAAUAGGAGAUGAGUCAGAAUUUAACUCCAUAUGGGUUGCAUCAUUCGCUCCUAAUAAUUUAUUUUCCACUCAAAAAGACUAUAUUUACUUCACAUCAGAUGAAACCACACUGACGGUCACAAUUAGUGAGACACCCUACUAUGUUAAAAAUGAACAACAGCCCAUUGCUAAACAGACAGAGGUGAUAUUUCAUAAUCUUCUAUGGAUUGCUAAGAACACGUGUGUAUCGUCAAUAUUUAUGAAAACCGAGAGUGGCAAAGAGGCUAAACAGAAUAAAAAAUAUAAAACUGAAAUGUCUACCCGUCAAUUUCCCAUAUCUCAUCCAGAAACUUAUUAUUUUUAA
This is a messenger RNA of Didymodactylos carnosus, 3697 nucleotides long. The record is from the annotation of a GenBank genome assembly. Lineage: Eukaryota; Metazoa; Rotifera; Eurotatoria; Philodinida; Philodinidae.